AUGGUCAGCCCCAAGCACACGACAGCACCCAUUCCAGUCCCUAGCCUGAUUCAAACUGAGGAUGAGGACACAAGUGACAGUUACUCUCCAUCACAGGAAGAGAGUAGUAGCGAUGAGCAUGAUGCCUUCCCGCCAUGUACACCACAGCAAGAAAGGAAGUUCUUGGUGUUUGAGAGCUGCUUGCUUGAGCUCUUUCGAACAUGCCCACAAUGCUUCUCCACCUGCUCCAACAAAAUCACCACGCAAGGCACCAUGAUAUCAGUGAAGAGCCAGUGUCGUCAUGGGCAUGUGCGAAGCUGGGACAGUCAGCCUAUGGUCAAUGGGAGGCCAACUGGAAACCUCCUCCUCUCGGGUGCCAUGUUCUUCUCCGGGGUUAAUGUUGCUCCCACUUUGCGAAUGCUCAAGCAUAUCAAUGUCCAAACAUUCAGCCUGACAACGUUCUACAAGUACCAGAGCAGCUUUCUUGUUCCAGCUGUUGAGAAGGUAUGGUGUGCAGAGCAAAAGGAGCUCCUCGACCAAUUGAAAGGCCAGGCUGUUGACGUGUCAGGGGAUGGAAGGUGCGAUUCACCAGGUUUUUCCGCAAAGUACAUGACAUACAGUAUUCAUGUUGAUCAAAUCAACAAAAUUAUUCACUCUGUGCAAGUUCAGCUUGCAGAGAACGAGAGGGUCACUGCGAGUGUCCAAAUGGAGAAGGAGGGACUCAUCAGAAGCCUCAGGUUCUUGAAGGAGCAUGGCAUAACACUGAAAUCUGUUACUACCGAUCGUCACCCGGCUAUCAGAAAGCACAUGGAGACACAUGAGCCGGAGACAAAGCACUUUUUCGACAUCUGGCACAUAUCAAAAAGUGUGAAGAAAAAACUGACUGCUAUCAGUAAAAGCGCUAGCUGUCGCAGCUUAGAUGGCUGGAUUCAAGGAACGUCAAACCACUUAUAUUGGUGCGCAAAGGCUGGAGGAGGAAAUUCCCAAAUGACUGUCGACGCAUGGCUCAGCAUCCAUAAUCAUGUGAUCAACAUUCACAACGGGCAUGCUGGAUCGUAUUUGCGUUGCCUCCAUGGCCCAAUUCCAAAUGGAGACUGGCUUGAACCUGAUUCACUAGCUUAUAAAAAGUUCAAGGAAGUGACAGGAAACAAGCGCAUCUUGAAAGAUGUGGCGCAGAUGUCGCCAAACAUCCAAACCUAUGCCCUGGAAUCAUUUCACAGCCUCCUUAUCAGGUUUGCGCCAAAAUCAGUGGCCUUCUCCCCUGAAGGCAUGCUUUGCAGGACGAGACUGGCAGUUCUCCAUUACAAUGAAAACGCUGAACGUUGCCAAGCGGAGACAUCGGCUGGAGUACAACGGUGGAAAGUGAAAAGCUGCAAAGCAAGGCAGGGCCACCAAGUUGCUUGCCCCGUUAAAACUCCACCAACAUUCAACUACAUUGUGAAGCUGCUUGCACAAGCAGAAACUGAAUGCAAUUCGUGCACAUCAUUUGAAGAUGCAAAGAAGAGACGAAAUUCACAAAGCUUCCCACUCCCGAUGACCCACCGCAGAGAGAGGCUGCCAAAGGAAGACAUCGUGGCAGCCAGAAUUUCCAGAUUAGCCAACUGA
Messenger RNA from Ornithodoros turicata, 1584 nucleotides. RefSeq lists its product as uncharacterized. NCBI's taxonomy places the organism in Eukaryota, Metazoa, Arthropoda, Arachnida, Ixodida, Argasidae. Bases 1 to 1584 code for a protein of 527 amino acids. The transcript has 9 exons. The record is from RefSeq and is a predicted model, not a curated record.